This is a messenger RNA of Myxocyprinus asiaticus (Chinese sucker), 4035 nucleotides long. Its product is annotated as UDP-GlcNAc:betaGal beta-1,3-N-acetylglucosaminyltransferase 7-like. Gene Ontology annotation, cellular component: membrane. The record is from RefSeq and is a predicted model, not a curated record. Gene Ontology annotation, molecular function: hexosyltransferase activity. NCBI's taxonomy places the organism in Eukaryota, Metazoa, Chordata, Actinopteri, Cypriniformes, Catostomidae. The transcript has a single exon. Bases 301 to 1557 code for a protein of 418 amino acids.
GUGUUGUGGGGUGGGUCGAGUUCAUGUGGAUGUAAGAGAGAGGAGGGCAGACGACCGAUUGUUUUAGAGGAUGAUUGCCUCCCAUUUCAGCAGUGCAACGAUGGAACUGAAAGAGCGCAGGACUUGCGACAGUUUAUUUAGUGAAGACAUAUAAAACACUGUCUGACAGGAGGAAAAAUGCGCCUAAAAUGUCGGCUCUAUUUUCAGCUUUAUCAAAAUGACCUCUCAUGGAUUAUUCCCUAAACUCUAUAUUACCAGAACUAUUGGAAAAUUAAUAACAGGCGAGUGCGUUCACUUUUCAUGAGGAAUUUACUGUCCACUCAGACUGGCUGCUCAGGCGCUAUGGAGUUCUUCUUUAGGAAGAAAAAGAAUCUGAGGACUGCAGUCAGCUUGACUUUGGUGUUUGCCACUUUGCUGAUGCUUCAGAAACUGAUGACGGUGGAUACGAACAUUAAGGAUCUCAGAGUCGAGCUGAAAACCAAGUUCUGUGGCCCAGAAUGUCAGUCACUCAAAAGUCACAAAAUAAGGGUCGUUGGAAAUUCAUCCCUGAAGAAUGAGACUGGCUUGGCACGAGUGACCAAACGCAUGCCAAAAACAUGGGACGUGCAGAGUAUUAACUGUGCAGAGAAUUCCACAUUAAAAACCCAGGAGUGGUUUCGCCAUCUGAAUCCACGAUUCCACCCAUUUGUCCUCCACAGACACUGCAGAUAUUUCCCCAUGCUUCUGAAUCACCCAGAGAAGUGUAGCGGUGACGUGGAUAUUCUGGUCGUUGUAAAAUCGGUUAUUGAAGAACACGACCGGCGAGAGGCAGUGCGCAAGACGUGGGGUAAAGAACAGGUCAUCGAGGGCAUGAGAAUCAAAACGUUAUUUCUAUUAGGCACUCCAGCGUCUGGCAAAGACUCCCGAAAUUUGCAAGCGCUGGUUCGAUAUGAAGAUCGAACCUAUGGGGACAUAUUGCAGUGGGACUUCAUGGACACAUUUUUCAACCUUACCUUAAAGGAGGUGAAUUUUCUCAAGUGGUUCAACAUCUACUGCCGCAAAGUCCCCUUCAUCUUCAAAGGAGAUGAUGAUGUGUUUGUCCACACCAAAAACCUCGUGGAACUGAUUGGUUUUAAGAUGGAGGAGAAGAAGGUGGAGAACCUCAUUGUUGGGGACACCAUUUUCAAAGCCAAACCGAUCAGAAACCGUCAGAGUAAAUAUUUCAUUCCCAAAGAGUUGUAUGAUAAACCCUAUCCACCUUAUUUGGGUGGGGGAGGAUUUCUCAUGUCAUCUCAAGUGGCUCAGAGGCUGUUCGUUGUUUCUGAAAACGUGGAGCUUUAUCCAAUUGAUGAUGUGUUUUUGGGCAUGUGUCUUAAGAGGUUGAAGAUCACCCCUGAGCUGCAUCUGGGCUUUAGGACAUUCGGGAUCAUAAAGCGUAAAGUGACUCCGUUGAACCGAGAGCCGUGCUUCUUCCGUAACCUCAUCGUGGUGCACAAACUCGGUGCGGCCGAGCUCCUGAGAAUGUGGAAACUUGUGCAAAACGAAGACCUCAACUGCGCCAGACAAGUUGUGUUCUAAAACUCAACUUAAAUGUACAUUUAAGAGAAAGAGAAAACAUCUCUCUGUAAUACAAAACUUUUUUUUUUUUUUUUACCGAAACCGUUUGCAGUUUUCCUCCCUUCUUUUGUAACCACGUUGUGUUAAAAUAAUGUGGAUGAUUAUGAUGACUGCUUAUAUUGUUAUGCAUUACCAGAUUCAAUAAAUCACACAUUUAUAAACGUUUUUCUUUUACACUUGUUGCUCUUGCUCAACAGAUGCAUACGUGCCAUGUUAUUCUCUAUAGAGAACAAAUACAAUCUGUAUCGUACUUAUAUAAUUAAUUAUAAUUAUAAUUUAUAAUAAUUAUAAUUAUAUUUAUUUAUCACACAUUAUACGUUUGCACAUAUACAGUGAAAUUCUUUUUUUUUCACAUAUUCUUUUGGUUUCAUAAAUUCUUUUUUUAUGACCUGUCAAUUCAAUUUUUGUCCACUAUAGGCCUAUAAGAUUAUAUAAUUUCUCUCUUCUAAAAAAAUACUGAUAUGCCUCUUAUGCACCAAACACUAAUGAUGUUACAAAAAUGCUCUUUCCCCCUUAUUCUGGUUGGUCUGAAGAGGAUAGAGGAUAUUUGAUAUAUUUAGUGUAUAAUACACUAGUGUAAUAUCCUUACUCAUACAAACAUUAAAACUAAAUAAUAGAGAUUACAGCAGUUCACAGCUCAAAAUAAUGGAAGUGAAUUGCUGUGGGAGAGUUUGUGAGACUGAAUGUCUUUGAAUGUCGAAAGCCAUGUUUACCUAAGACUUCAUUUGGAUCAUUCAUUAAGGAUGACAAAGAUGUAGUAGCGUACAUUAUUUUUAUUUCCUAAAAUGUUUUAUUUUGUAUUUUUUUGACAGUCUAACCCUUUUUAAAAUGGUUGUAAUUUCAAAAAUUAAACUUGCUAAAAUUAAAGCUGCUAUAACUUUUCUUGAUUAUUUAUUAUCAUCAGGAGUUUCCAAUGUCCCAAUGACAGAGGUUGAUGGAAAAAAGCCUGUUCGCUCUGAAAAAAGAAACCAUGCUUGAACAUAAACAUUCAGGUUUUAAAUAAUAUUCUUAUUUCCUAAAUAUGUAAUAAUCAAUACACCUCAUUAAGUUUCAUCAAUGAGUUGGUAUGGCUUUGUUUUGUUGUUGAAUUUCAGCUAACUUUUACAAAGCAUCUGUAGCAGUUUAAACACAUUAAACAAUGUGUGCAAUACAUAAAUGUAUUCAUUUACAUUUAUUAAAACAGAGCUUAUGACAGUCAAAGCAAAUAUUUUUUAUCGAUUUACAUAAAUUUGAGGUGCAUUAAAUUAAUGUGUAGUGAUAGAUUUAUACUGCUUUUUUAUAGUAUUUUGAAUUCCAAGUCAAAACUCUUUUUCUAAAAUUUCUUGAGAAAUGUCUCUGGUUGUGUAAAUGUAGACAGCAUAACCUUUAGAUACAACAUUAAAGCUGUAAACUGUGCUUUUGUGCUCAAGCUGUGCUCUGCAUAAAGCCUCCUAUGAAAAGCGGCCAGAUUAAGACCCCACAAAUUGAGCAAAUGCAAGGCCAAGAGUUUUCUAAUUGGACAGUAAUUUCAGACUCCCUAAUGGUAGCUCGCAACCACAUCCUUGAGAGCAAACAAAAUUGUAAUUAGUGCAUUAUUUUCAGUACUUUCUUUACUUUGAUAGACAAAAGCUCUGCUGUGCUGCUUAACUCUGUUCCUUUAUAUGAUUUAUGUCUAAAAUAAAUACUGAUUAUAGCACACAAAAACAAGCUCCAUUAAAAAACAUCCCAUCAUCAACUACCAUUAUCAUUUAUAUUUCAAAUAUUCAGACGUUUGUUUGCAUUUGGGUAUGCGUCACCCAUUUGUGCAAGUGGACUGACAUGGUUUCGACACUAACAGAACACUGUUUACACUCUAAAUCAAUUGCUUAGGUUGACUUGAAGCAAUUAUUUAUCAAAAUCAAAUGUUAUUUGAAAAUUAGACUUCUUAGACCAUCUAUAUAUGAGAGAAACAUUUAUGCAGUGUAUCCCUUAUCCUGUUGUGUGAAUGUUUUAUGCCACAGCAGUGAAAUUGGGAGGUACAGACACUUCAUGUCAGGCAUGACACCAGAACACAUUCUUAAAAUGAAACCACUGUAACAUCUCUGUAGUGAGGUCACACCAAGUGUUUUAAGGCGAUUCGGUUUUUGAGUUCAAUCUGGCAUAACGUUCUGCUCUGCCUUUUUGGGCUGUACCUUUAAAAAUCACAUCCCUUAAAUCUAUCGUUACUUAGAAAAACACUUAUGAUUCAGAAUGACUACUUGCGUUCAUUCCUCAUUGUACACAAAUACUUUUAAAUGUACAUUAUGGUUUAUUAUGAGGCAUAGAGUCAGCUUGUUCCGUCUUUCAUAUUAUUUUUAUCACUGUAAAUCUUGAAGGAAUAGUUCACCCAAAAAUGAAAGUUUUCUCAUAAUUUACUCACCCUCCAUCCCAGAUGUGUUUGACCUUCUCUCUUCUGCUGAACACAAACAAAGAUUUUUAGAA